CCCAUGGCGGCGCCGCCGCCCGCCCUCAGCUGGGCGCUGCCCCUGCUGGCGGCGCUGGCGGGCGCCGGCGGCCCCCAGAGCUUCGAGCUGCCGGGGGCCCCCAUCGACAACAUCGAGGUGAGCGGCGGCGGCGUGCUGGUGGCGGGCGGCAGCUGCCUCUACGAGCUGCGGCCCGAGCUGCGGCCGCGCCGCCGCGUCGUGCCGGCGGCGGCCGGGCAGGGCUGCGGGGAGCCCCCCGGCGUGCGCAGCAACCUGCUGCUGCCCUACGAGGAGGCCCGGGGGGAGGGCGUCCUGCUGGCGGGCUGGACCCAGAAGGACGGCACCUGCGAGGUGUGGGAGCAGCCGGCCUACCGGCAGCGCUUCAACCGCAGCGAGGUGGUCAGCUGCCUGCCCGACGGCUCCACCGCCGGCGUCGUCUUCCAGCUGGCCGGCGCCUGGUACCUGGCCGUGGCGGCCACCUACUCGGCCCACCCCUACAAGAACAACCUGGGCUGCGAGCCCUCCCAGUCGGACGAGGCGACCGUCAUCACGGUGCGCAGCAUGGACAACCUGGAGUCCAAGGAGGAGCUGGGCAUCAUCAAGCGCAAGGACGAGCCUUUGCACUUUGUUGACGCGCUCCGGUGGGAGGAUCACCUCUUCUUUCCCUACUACAGGUUGAAGGCCAGCUUGGGCAAUGACACGGAGCCGCCGAGCAUGGCUGUCCUGCGCCAGCUGCGCCCCUCAGAAGGUGGCCUUACUUUGAAAGGGCACGUGUAUUUGAACUGCGGGUGCAGGAGCCUCAUCGUUUCCUCCAGCCUCAUCCGCCAGGGCGAGCGGGGCUGGUGGGUGGGUGUUUUCCACCACAGACGCAGUGCCAAGGCCUGGAACACCACCGCCGUCUGCAUCUUUGGGAUGGAGGAGAUGAAGGAGCAAGCCUGUGCGUCCACGCACUUCGUCAUGAACGGGAAGAGCUGUGAGGCACAAUCAAUCAAGAAAUUACCUACCUUGAUUCACUCUGGAUUAGUGGCCGUUUAUGGCACAGUUGUUUUGAACCAGAUCGUUCUCUUUUUGGGAACAGAUGAUGGACAGUUACUGAAGGCUAUUCUUAAUGAGGAUAUGGAAUCUAAUUGCCCAGAGGUUUUAUACGAAAUUAAGGAAGAGACCUCAGUUUUCCCCAAACUUCGACUUGACCCAGUAGAUAAUAACUACAUCUAUCUGUCCUCUGCCAAUAAGGUGAGAAGAAUACCAGUUGCAAAUUGCAGUAAAUACGUUUCUGAGCAAGAAUGCUUAUCUGCAAAGGAUCCCUACUGUGGGUGGUGUUCUUUGAAUCAAAGGUGCACAUUCAAAGAAAAUUGUACACGUUCAAACAGCUUAAAGGGUUGGUAUAAUAUUUCACAUGCACCUGAUAAAGAUCUGAAAAUCCUGCUAAGUUUCCCUGCCAAAAAUCAGGUUGCUGUGGCUGCAAGCAUAAGCAAAACCCUUACUUCCUGUAUGAUAAAAAUUGUAAAACCUGUUGAAAUAUUUUAUGAAAAUGUAGUGCUGAAAAACUCAUCCUGUUUCUGCAAUCUAACCACUCCAGUGAUAACUGAUAAUGAUUGUCUAGUUCUCGAAGCAUCGCUGUCCUCAAGCUCUUGGAAUAUCACACAAACAUUUCGUUUGAAAAACUGCUCACGGUGUAUACACAAGGGUGAGUGUGCCAGCUGUAAAUGGAUGCGUGUCUCUCCUGCCACCACCUGCCAGGAUAGUUGUAAUGCAGCUGCUUCCAAGGAGAUCGCCACUGCGCAGAAAGCAGAGCAUAUCAGCAUUCACUCCAUUGAACCUUUGUGGAUUUCUACAUUAGGGAAAAGUGAAAUAACUGUCAAAGGAGAAAACUUUACACGUGCAUCAGGCAUAAAACUGAUACUGACUGGAAUCACUGGCUGUAAACCAGACAUCAUUAAAGUUAGAAAUGUGCUAAAUGAUACACAAAUGACAUUUGCUCUCCCACCAACACGUAAAGAGGCCAAAAGUAUCUGUAUACAGGCUAAUGGGAAAAAGUGUUCACCACCAGUGACCCUGCAUUAUGUUUCACUGCCAUCAUGUUUUCGAAUCACACCAAAUACCUCCUGGAUCAGUGGUGGUCGCAAAAUUACUACGAUUGGUAGAAAUUUUAAUGUGGUGGACAGUGUGAUUAUUUCAGAUGACCAGAGAUCAAACCUUACUGUCUCUAAGUGUCCUGGAAAUGAAUCUGAAUAUCAUUACUUAACACCAAGCCUGAGCCAUGCAACAGAGGGUAAAGUUGUUGAUAUGAUGUUAAAAGUGGAAACUACCUUUAUACCAUGUGUCAAAUUACACUAUCACCCUGACCCAGUGUUCAUUAACUACCAGCUGCACACUGAGCUGGAUCCUGAUCUGGAAUUAAAAAUAUAUAAAGAAAAUGACAACUUGAAUAUUUCUAAAUCUGAGGUAGAGGUUUAUCUGUCAUACAUGAAUGGUGCACAAACCAAAAAGAUAUGGUUCAAUGUCCAAAAUAUUACCAAAAAGCCAGACCGUAGCACCAUACUGUGCAAAUUCAAAAGGGAAGGAACAGACAAGAUUGACUUUUCCACAGUGAAAGUUUUUGUCAAAUUAGGAAAUUUUGAACAUGAAGUCAAACCAACAUCAUCACACAUCUAUUUAUAUGUUCUUAUUUUGCUACCUAUUGUAGUGGGUGUCAUUAUAGCGGCAUUCAUAGUUACUAGAUACAAAUCCAAAGAAUUGACUCGUAAACAGAGUCAGCAACUUGAACUGUUGGAAUAUGAGAUUCGGAAGGAAAUACGCGAGGGAUUUGCUGAACUGCAGAUGGAUGAAUUAGACGUGGUGGAUAGUUUUGGAACCGUUCCCUUCCUUGACUACAAACACUUUGCUCUUAGAACUUUCUUUCCAGAGUCAGGAGGCUUUGCAUCCAUCUUCAGUGAAGACAUGCCACAGAGCAGAGACCAAACAAGCAAGGAUGAAAGCUUCAACAUGUUGCAUGCUUUAAUUUGUAACAAGAACUUUCUUGUUACUCUCAUUCACACCCUUGAAAAGCAGAAAAAUUUCUCUGUGAAAGACAGGUGCUUAUUUGCAUCCUUCUUGACUAUUGCACUACAAACUAAGCUAGUUUAUCUAACCCAUAUUUUGGAAGUGUUGACAAAGGACCUGAUGGAGCAAUCGAGCAACGUACAGCCUAAGCUCCUGCUCAGACGAACUGAAUCCGUGGUAGAAAAAUUGCUGACAAACUGGAUGUCUGUCUGCCUUUCUGGAUUUCUCCGAGAGACAAUCGGCGAACCUUUCUAUUUGCUAGUGACAACCCUCAAUCAGAGGAUAAACAAAGGACCUGUUGACGCGAUAACUUGCAAAGCCCUGUACACACUUAACGAAGACUGGCUGCUGUGGCAAGUGUCCGAAUUCAAAACAGUGACAGUGAACAUUAUCUUUGAAAAAAUCCCAGAAAAUGAGAGUGGAGAUGCCUGUCAAACUAUCCAAGUUAAUGUUCUGGACUGUGACACCAUAGGCCAAGCCAAGGAGAAGAGCCUCCAAGCUUUCCUGAAUAAGAAUGGCUUUCUCUAUGGUCUUCAGCUGGAUGAAAUUGGUCUUGAACUUGUGUCUGAGGAGCAGCGAAGAGAAUUGUUAGAUAUCGAUGGUUCCUCAGAGGUGAUGGAGGAUGGGAUAAGGAAGCUAAAUACCAUCGGUCAUUACGAGAUUUCAAAUGGAGCAACCAUAAAAGUCUUUAAAAAGAAGACAAAUACCCGAUCAGAUGUGGACUACUCGGAUGAACACUGUCAUUUGAUUUUACCAGACUCUGAAGCAAACAAAGAUGUGAAAGGAGCAGGUCACAAAGGAAAGCAAAAAUUCAAAGUGAAAGAAAUGUAUCUAACAAAGCUUCUGUCAACCAAGGUUGCAAUUCAUUCAGUUGUUGAAAAGCUCUUCAGGAGCAUUUGGAGUUUACCCAACAAUAAAGCACCUGUUGCCAUCAAGUACUUUUUUGACUUUCUGGAUGCCCAGGCUGAGAGCAAAAAAAUUACUGACCCUGAUGUGGUCCAUAUAUGGAAAACCAACAGUCUUCCUCUUCGCUUCUGGGUGAACAUACUGAAGAAUCCCCAAUUUGUCUUUGAUAUUAAGAAGACUUCACAUAUAGAUGGCUGUUUGUCUGUGAUCGCACAAGCUUUCAUGGAUGCCUUUUCUCUAGCAGAACAGACACUGGGGAAGGAAGCACCAACAAAUAAACUUCUCUACGCUAAGGACAUUCCACUCUACAAGAAGGAGGUGAAAGCCUACUAUAAAGCCAUCAGGGAUCUGCCUCCACUGACCCCCUCAGAGGUUGAGGAAUUUCUAACUCAGGAAUCUAAGAAACAUGAAAAUGAAUUUAAUGAGAAAGUGGCCUUGAUUGAAAUCUGCAGAUACAUAGUGAAAUACUACGAUGAGAUUGUCAGCAAACUCGAGCGUGAACGGGGGUUUGAAGAAGUCCAGAAACAGCUCCAGCAAGUAAAAGCCCUAUUUGAUGAAAAGAAAAAAUGCAAAUGGCUUUGAGCAGAGCACUGACUCACAGCAUCACUGUGGGGGAUUUUAAAUAAGCGCUGCUGCUCCCAGAACUGUUUUGACUGACUGUACGUACAGGGUUUGAAACAUUUGGACACUCUUCUCCACUCUGACCAUUCCAAGUAAUAUGUACAUUUUGGACUGAAGUAUGGGCAGGGGUAGAUAUUCAGACAUGGGCAUGUGAAAGCAAAAGUGAGUCUAGUGUUGGCAGGGCCAACAUUUUUAGGUACAUGUACCUUUUGGUUCAAAAAUACUGCCUAAGUAAGCUUUCAGCUUACUUAAAAACAAGCUUGCAGGAGAUGCACAAAACACACUGCAAGUUCAGAGCUGCUCCUGUGAACUUGUAAGUUGCUUAGCUCUUUUUUUUUAAGAGACAAAGCUGAUGUUUCGCCACAUCCUUUCAGCAGCCUUGGCAAACUGUGAGGAUGAGCUCCGGCUUCAGAAUACGGGUCAGCUGCAGUUUCCUUCCUUCCAGACAAAUGUACACUGGUUCCUGUUCAGAAGAAGAAUGAAAAAAAACAAAAACAAAAAACAAACAGCACCAAAGUGACACUUAGGACAAGUUUGUUUGUUUAGCAGAAAAAGUGGGUUUGAGGUUUGAAAGGCCAAAUGCCACAUGGUCAGGACUUAGCUUCCUUAGGUCAGAAAUUCCAUGUGCAAAGUGAAGCCAACCACUGAGCGGGGGGGGGGAGGCUGUUGGAGAACGGCGCUAGACCGACAUCAGUCCGUGUUUACAUUUCCACCUUUCCAUCCUUAAAUAAGCUGUGAAACGCUUGUGAGCAGCUUCACAGGUGAAGCCUCCGUGCAGCUGCACCGUAGGGGAACGCGGCUGCAAUUGGCUGAAGCAGCUGACGCUGGCUGCGCUUUGGUGCCCAAACCUGCACUCAGGUGUGUGACCGGCCCACGCCUCAGCGCUGACGGCCCUGGCCGGUCCUGCCAUCCGGCUACAAGGGCCUCACGAAUCUAAAGCCAGCAUUUUUUUUUUUUUUUUUCCAGGUUGUCCACACAAAGGCUUUGUCAAAAGAGGGGCUAGUUUAAUACUGUGUAGGAAGAGGAGGGAGGGCUGGUGUAAUCGCUGCCUGUGUACGAUAGCUAGGGUUGGGGGUGGGGAGGGGUAACCGUCCUGCCGGGGUGUUCUUUGAGGCUUGGCUCUUUUGAAAGGAGGGCAUCCAUUACAUUUGCAUUGGUGGCUACUGUUAGCCCAGCUGGAAAGCAGGUGCGCGGCCACGCCGCUGAGACCAGGCCGGUGCGGGGGCAGCUGCGGCUCCGGCUGUGCUACCGCGCCGGCGCAGUCCUGCCCUCCGCUGCAGAGCCAAAAGGUUUUGCAGCCGUGGGCUCCGCUCCGACCCCACACUCCGCUCCACUCGCCCGGGCUGCUGCCGGCCCUUAGAGCUGCGGUAAGGGCGCGGAUGAGCCGCGGAUACAGUGCCACGCGUUUCGGGAGGGACCCGCGGCUGGAGGCGAGCGGCUGAGGGCAGCGAGUGCCAGGGGCCCUGACCCGCACAGGUGGCGCAGGGUGGGUGCAGGGAGCCUGUGCUGGGGCUGCGACACACACCGGCGCGGGGCUCCCCGCCGGCGGGGCGCUCAAGCCGAGCGCUGCCGCUGCUUUGGGGGAGCCCGGAGGCUGCAGGACGGCGGCCCCCAAGCCGCCCGGUUUGGCUGCAGAGGCUGCCAGAAGCUGGGGCUGGGCACAAGCCCGUGGCCCGUGGCCCGUGGCCCGUGGCCCGUGGCCGGCCAGCACGGGCGCACGCUGGCCAUGUGUUGGCAGAAGGAAGGCCGCCCAUUAACGGGGAAGCAAAGCAAACACGAAAGCAGUUGCCCGCUGGCCUGGCCCCUCCCUACUGUGUGAUUGCACAAGUUGUACCUCCUGCGGAUCAGCGAGGGCAGCCGCCAACCCAUACUGUGAUGGCUUUUUUUGUUUGGUUUUUUUUUUUUUUUUUUUUUUUUUUUUAAUUCAAGUCUUACACUUGCUAUUAAGUUUACACUUUAUACUCGAUGGAAUGUAUGGCUUUGUUCAGGAAACUGCACUACAGUGUUGCAGUACUUUCAGCAGUUCUCUUCUCUGCCUGGCACAAUGUAUUUUGAUAAGUUUAAUUUUAAUUGGAAAAAAACACCCCGACCCUAGCCUAUCUUGCCCUCUGUCCUGAAGGAGUGGACUGUGGCUUGAGUAGCACUUAAGCUUAGAAUACCUGUACUUAAGGGCUUGAUUUUUAUCGUUCUUAACCUAACAUUUUAAAGCAGCAUCAAAUAAAUAAAAAAAUAAAAGCACAGUAAUUAAUAUCAAAGGAGGGACAUGAGCAGAAUGCUCUUUCCAGUUAGGCAUCUCGGUGGUUCCAUUCCACUUCGGGUGUUUGCUGGCAGUGCAUUUGAAUGAACUGUGAUAGUUUUGUUCAACAGUAACCUUCUGUACAGGCAGAAAAAAGAAACAAAAAAACCAAACCAACUCCAUUUCUGCUUGAAAAGCUGUAAAAUAUAAUCUGUUUGCGUGGGUCUGAUCCUGUGAACUUCACUGUAUGUGUUUAUAUGAUGAGGAAACAAAAAAAAAAAAAAAUCAGUCCUAUUCUGUAUUUGUACUACUGCUUGUUUGCUACAAUAGCUUUAAUGAUUUCUAGAGAUUAAGUAUGUGUCGAAGCAGGCCCGGUAGCUUUAGCCUACAGCCUGGAAUAGGAUUCUUGCCUUUUAUUCAAGCCUCCGAAACAGCGUCACUCUGUUAGUAAACCAUUUAAAGUCAUGCUGGGACUUUGUAACCCAUCAAGUGGAUCUCACGAAGUGAUGUGAAGUAUAAUUAAGUGAUUGUGGCUCUUUUGGUAGGUUUGGGUCAGCACACAAAACAUUGGCACACCUUCCACAUCUGCAAUUCGCCGCUCCUGUUACACGGACAAAAAGAACCACCUCUGACCAAAGCUGUAUUACGGCAACCCAACAAUCCUAACAGCAUUCUCUGAAGCGAAAGCAAACUUCUCUUUAACUUAUUUUCACAUGUUUACAGGUGAACUGCUAUGGCAAACAGCAUCUUUUCUAACACUAGCUUACAGAGCAUUAUUUUGCAGUCAUCUAGUUGAAAGUCAAUUCUUACUAAUGUGUAAAGUAAUUCCUGUUGUACAGAAGUUGACCUGUUGUUUAAAAUGAAUGGUUAAAAAAAAGUGCAAAUGACAAAUACAUGUUGGUGUUUGUAUGGAUUUAUCUAGAAUAAAACGCAUUUGGAGGUUC
This is a messenger RNA of Tyto alba (common barn owl), 7728 nucleotides long. RefSeq names its product plexin C1 (gene PLXNC1). Gene Ontology annotation, cellular component: semaphorin receptor complex. Gene Ontology annotation, molecular function: protein binding; semaphorin receptor activity. Lineage: Eukaryota; Metazoa; Chordata; Aves; Strigiformes; Tytonidae. The transcript has 31 exons. Gene Ontology annotation, biological process: negative regulation of cell adhesion; regulation of cell migration; positive regulation of axonogenesis. The coding region runs from base 4 to 4509 and encodes 1501 amino acids. The record is from RefSeq and is a predicted model, not a curated record.